AUCUGAAGGAAGUCUUAGGCUAUCAGUCAACGUUUUCCUUUUCAUAAAAUCAUAAAAUAAUCAUUUCCUUUGAAAUGCUAUCAUGAUUUGGCCAAUGAUAACGAUGCGAAUUCAUCAUUCAUACGGUGGUUUUCUCAUGCUAUCGAUCAUCAUCAUGGUACUAACCAUUGGUCAAGCUAUUCAAGAAUCAAAUUUUGAUUAUAACUAUAAGAGUAUUGGUGAUGAUAAUGAUAAUAAUGAUGAUGAUGGUGAUGGUAACAGUAUUGUUGAUAAUGAUGAUAAUCGUAACAUCGUUUCAUUUCAAUCUUAUGAAGAUUUGGACAAUACAAAUGAUAAGGCAUAUAUUUUACCGAUUUCAAAACCAAUUGGACAAGUGACAGGACUUGGAAUUGAUUCACAAGGAUAUCUUCUAGCUUUUCAUAGAGCUGAUCGUGUAUGGAAUCAAUGGUCAUUUGAUAAAUACAAUAAAUUUAAUACAAGUCUUGGUCCAAUAAAAAAUGCAACUAUUUAUAUAAUUGAUCCACAUUCUGGCUCAGUUAUGAAGGAAUUUGGCCAAGGUAUCUUUUACAUGCCACAUGGAUUAACUGUUGAUAGUGAUGAUAAUAUUUGGGUAACAGAUGUUGGAUUACAUCAGGUAUUAAAAUAUGAUAAAAAUUUCAAAUUAUUGUUGAAAAUGGGUGAACAUUUGAAACCAGGCUCUGAUAAUAAGCAUUUUUGUAAACCAACUGAUGUAGCGGUUGCCCGUAAUGGACAUUUCUUUGUGGCUGAUGGUUACUGUAAUAGUAGAAUCAUGAAAUUUGACGAAAAUGGCAAAUUUUUAGCAGAAUUUGGUCAUUCCAAUGGUUUAAGUGGAACAAUCGAUAACCAGUUUUUGUUACCCCAUUCAAUAGCUUUAAUCGAGGAUUUAAAUUUGAUAUGUGUGGCGGAUCGUGAAAAUGAACGGAUCCAAUGUUUUAGUGCUGGUAUCACCGAUGAUCAUCGAGCAUUACCAACCGGAAUGUUAAUUACCAAAGCGGAAAGUGUUGGUCGAAUUUAUGCGAUUCGUGAAAAAAGACAUUAUUUGGUGGGUGUAACGGAAUCAGAUGGUGAAGGUAUCGAACCACAAUUAUUUGUGAUGGAUAUGAAUAAUGGAAAAGCAAGUACAUUUGUGAGGGGAAUCGAAAAUGCUCAUUGCUUAACAAUUUCGGAUGAUGGUAUUGUUUAUGUUGGCCAAACUGGGCCCAAACAAAUUGUCCAAAUUUCACUACUUGAUCAGUAAUGAAUAUUGAAAUAUGAAUUCGAUAUUGAAUUUCAAAAAAAAAAAAGAAUUUUUCGGAUAAAAAUUUGCAUUUCUCCUUCUUUCAAUUAAUGAAUAUAUGAUAAAUGAAAAGGGC
Molecule: messenger RNA, 1373 nt
Organism: Loa loa (African eye worm)
Lineage: Eukaryota; Metazoa; Nematoda; Chromadorea; Rhabditida; Onchocercidae
Product: NHL repeat containing protein
Exons: 7
Coding region: 83-1258 (391 amino acids)
Biological process (GO): peptide metabolic process
Cellular component (GO): extracellular region; membrane
Molecular function (GO): protein binding; catalytic activity
Source: RefSeq, a predicted model, not a curated record